AUGAAUGAACACUCGGUCAAAAAUAUGGCAAUAAUCCCUGACUGCGCCGCCAUUAAUCGACUCGAUCUCCGCCUCGCAGCAACGCACGUUCGCAGCCCAGAAUAUUCACCAGAAGCCUCAUCCGCUGUCGGCGGCGUUCUGAGCACGCCCGGUCGCAGCACGUCGCAAAAACCCGUGGCGGCGUCCUUCACGGACCCAGUGCCCGGCUCGCGAUCGCUUGCAGUCCGUGAAGCAUGGAGGCCGCGCGCUGGAGCGCUGCGACGCAACUUUGCCUCCGCGAUUGCCUGUGUUGUGCUUCCGCGGUUGCUUUGUCUUUGCCUCCGCGGUUUUUUCCUGAUUUCCUCGCCACGUUUCUGCUUCCGCGACGUCGCGCGUGCCUCCGCGAUUGCCUCAUCCUCGCGCUGCCGCCAAUCCUGUCGUCAUCGGCGCGAGCUCGCCUCCGCGCGCAGCGUAGCUUGCGCCGUGCGCUCUGGGCCUCGAGUCUGCGGAGGCCCGCCUUCC
This is a messenger RNA of Schizophyllum commune H4-8, 501 nucleotides long. RefSeq lists its product as uncharacterized. The transcript has 2 exons. The record is from RefSeq and is a predicted model, not a curated record. Lineage: Eukaryota; Fungi; Basidiomycota; Agaricomycetes; Agaricales; Schizophyllaceae. The annotation marks the transcript as partial.